ACUAUAAUGAGGGGCAUGGGAGCUCCAGUGGCAGGGGGAGUACCAGAAUGGAGGGCACCUGCUGGUACUGCAAGAAGAUAGGGCAUCCUUGGUUCAAGUGCUUCAGCAGGCCGGAGGGAUGGGCACCUCCAGGCAUGAAGCCGCCCAGUGGUGAACGCGCACAAGGUGGUGCUGUGCAAGGCUCAGGUGCACAAGGUGAAGGUGCACAAGGUAAUGCCUAUCCUGGGAUGUUUCUCAUGGUUGAGGAUGUGCAUGGGCAUGAGGGUGAUGUGGGAUCUGUGGGAAAGGUUGUGAUGCACCCUCUCACGCACUGGGUGAUUGAUUCAGGUUGCACCAGUCACAUGACCCCACGGGCAGAUUUGCUUGAUGAGGUAAAACCCCCUGGGAAGAUCAAGUAUGUGGCAGCAGCGUCAGGUGCUUUGCUCCCUGUGAUUGGUGUUGGGAAUGCCAAGGUUAAGGGAGCUAAUGGGGAGCUUGUGGGGCUUGGGAAUGUUCUGCUAGUUGAAGGUUUGUCUGCUAACCUUCUCUCUGUGCGGCGACUGCAGAAGAGCAAGGCCGAAGUGACCUUUGGACCAACCAGCUGCCGUGCUAAGCUUGGGAAGAAGGUGCUGUGGAGUCUGGAAGAGGAGACCAGCUGCAUCAAGGACCUAUGGCAGCUGCCCAUCAUCCCUUGGAAUGGGAAGACUCCAACAACAGCAACGGCAGCAGCGGCAAAGGCAACAGCAGGAGGAGAUGCAACUGCACCAACUGAUGGGGUCCUGGAAGCAGUCAAGAAAGUGCACCAGCAGCAGACACAUAGUGAGGUGCUUGCUGGUGUGGAUGCGAGUGCGGCAUGGGCUAAGGCUUCAUCAAGGAGUGGAGAGGCCGAUUGGGAGACAUGGCAUGAGAGGUUGUGUCAUGUGAACUUCCCUAUGCUGCAGAAGUUGGUGAAGAAUGGGAGCCUGAAGGGCUUGGAGGUGAAAGGGGAAGUGAAGGAGAUUGGGAGCUGCCCUACAUGCUUGGAGACCAAGUUCUCCAAGUUCCCCUUCAACAGUGCAACAGGACCAGCCAAGACCCCACUUGCACUUGUGCACAUGGAUGUGGUGGGGCCCACAAGAGCCCCUUCCCUCUCAGGCAGCCGCUAUUUCUUGACAAUUGUGGAUGACCACACUCGGGCAGUGUGGGUUUACCCUUUGAAGAGCAAGGGGGAGGUGGCAGCGGCUGUCCUUAAGGAGUGGAUGCCUAGAGCUCAGAGGGAAUGCGGAUACAAGGUGAAGGUGAUCCGCAGUGACAAUGGUGGGGAGUUCAUUGGAGCUGAUUUUGAGGGGGAGUUGAAGAGGAAGGGGAUCCAGCAUCAACUGACAGUGCCCUACAACCCACAGCAGAAUGGCGUGGCUGAGAGGUUCAACAGGACCCUGCAGGAGGGGGCACGCACUCUCCUUGGGCGUGCAGGGCUGCCUGAUCCGUUUUGGGUGUCUGCACUGAGGCAGGUCGCCCUUGUGAAGAACAGGGUGCUGGCUACAGUUGGAGAUAAGGAGUGGAUCCCAUAUGUCAAGUGGUAUGGGAGUGCUCCAGCUGUGAACAUGCUGAGGGCAUUUGGGUGCAUGGUGGUGUUUCAUGUGCCUAAGGAGAAAAGGGGGAAGUUGGAGGCUUCUGGAAGAUGGGGUGUGCACUUGGGGAUUGCAAAGGAUCACAAGGGGUGGCUGCUAUGGGACUUGACCACCCAGAAGUUGACAGUGUCAAGGGAUGUGAAGUUUCUUGAGUCCCUGUACUACAAGGAAUGGAAGCAGCAGCAACAGAAGCUUCCAUCUACACCGCUCAUUGUGGAGGCAGAUGAGGUGCAGCAGCCUUCAAGACAGGUGGAGGUUGCAGUGUCAGAGGAGGAGAUGUCUGGGGUGACUGAGGAAGGGGGAGCAGCUGAAGUAGAGCAGCAGCAGCAGCAGCAGCAUGAGUCUCCAUCUCGAGUUCCACACCCGCCUGAGCGACCUAGGAGGGAUGUGCGCCCUCCUGUGAGGCUGACCUAUGGGGGAAGAGGCAAGCCAAAUGUGGUGCAGGCUGGGAGUGUGGUUGAGCAGAUUGAGGAAGAUGAGAUCGCUCACUGCUACUGGGCACCAAUCCCUGAGCCCAAGACUCGAGAAGAGGCCUUGAAUGGACCAAAUGGGGAGAAGUGGAAGGCGAGUGAGGAUGAGGAGUUCGGGUCCCUGAUUGAAAACGAGACAUGGGACCUGUGUGACUUGCCUCCUGGGAAGAAGGCAAUCACUUCCAAGAUGAUCUACAGGCACAAGUAUGGACCUGAAGGGGAGCUGACCCGCUACAAGUCUAGGCUUGUGGCAAGGGGGUUUCAGCAGACAAAGGGGAAGGACUAUGAUGAGGUGUUUGCUCCUGUGGGGAAAGGAACAACAUUGAGGGUGCUAUUGGCGAUGGCUGCACUCCUGGGAUGGAAGAUACGGCAGAUGGACAUUGUGACUGCCUUUCUGAAUGGGAUCAUUCUGGAGGAGGUGUACAUGAAGCAGCCAGAGGGGCUGGAUGAUGGGAGCGGCAGGGUCUGCAGGCUGAAGAAGGCCAUCUAUGGCCUUAAGCAGGCGCCUCGUGCAUGGUAUCACAAGUUGGAGGAGGCGCUGUUGGCUGGGGGUUUCAAGAAGAGUGAGUGUGACCCCAGCCUGUUCCUGCUGCAGGAGAAGGAUGAAAUCCUCAUGCUCUUGGUGUAUGUGGAUGAUAUCCUUCUCUUUUCUGCAUCCACUGCUUUGCUGGACAGCGCAGAGCAGAUGCUGGAGAUGCAGUUCAAGUGCUCCAAGAUGGGUGAGGCGAAGUACUACUUGGGGAUGCAUGUGGAGAGAGAUGUGGAAAAGGGUGUGCUGAGGUUGCACCAGAGGAAGUACUGUGAGGGGCUGGCUGAGAAGUAUGGGCUGCAAGAUGGGGGAAAGCCAGCAACACCACUACCUUCAGGGUUUACUGUGGAGCCAUGUGCUGAUGAGGAGGUAGUGGGUGAUAGUGACAGGAAGCUGUUUCAUUCGAUGGUUGGGUCGCUGAAUUAUGCUGCAAAUCAUACACGGCCUGACAUUGCAUUUGCUACAUCACGACUGGCUAGCGUGGUUUCACGUCCUAGUCAUGAGCAGCUGGAAGCGGCCAAGAGGUUGGUCCGCUAUGUGAGUGCUACGGCAUCAGUGGGAUUGGAGUACAGUGGAGUGAGGCAGCGGUUGCAGAGAGGUGCUGCAGAUGUGAAGAGUGGUGAGAUGCUCUUGAGUUGCUAUACUGACGCUAGCUUCAACUCAGUGAAAGCGGAUGGCACCAGCAUUGGGGGUUAUGUGUGCUUGCUGGGAGGUGGUGCUGUGAGCUGGCGCAGCAAGAAGCAAAAUGAGGUGGGAUUGUCUUCAUGUGAGACUGAGUACAUGGCCUUACACCAUGGGGCCAAGGAAGUGGUAUGGCUGAGGCGUUUGUUAGAGGAGUUGGGAGUUGGUCAGGAGGAGCCGACAGUUGUGUUCUGUGACAAUGAGUCUGCAGUGAAGCUGGCCAAGAAUGCUUGUCUGCAUGGGCUGACAAAACACAUAAGGCCUAAGUGGCAUUGGGUGAGGAGAAUCCUUGAUAAGGAGGUGCGGCUGGAGAUAGUGAAGACCCAUCAGCAGGCAGCAGAUAUUUUCACUAAGCGUCUGGCGGAGGCGGAUCAUUGGAAGGGCAUGAAGCUUGCUGGGAUGAGUGUGCAUUGAGUAUGCAUGCUUGAGAUGUGGUAUGGUCGAUGAUGGUUGGCAGCCAGAGGGGGAGAUUGUUGUGUGAUGUCAUCAUAUGCUAUCACAUUCUGUCUGCCUCCCAUCCCAUGUUUUCAACUUGCAUGUGUGGUUUGAAUGUGCAAGCAUUUGUGUGGUGUGUUCUGGAGUUUGGGAAUGUGUUCUGUGUUAUUUUUGUUUGAGCAGGUAUUUGUGAUGAUAGAUCUUGAGAAGAUCUUUCCGACGCAACGAGAAUCCCUUCAAUCGGAGCAAGAAUGCGAAAGCUAUGAAGAUUCAAAGUUCAUGAGCUUGCGUUACAAUUGCGGCGGUUACUAAGUGAAGUUGUGGGGUGACUCUAUAUGGAGUUGGGACCUUUGGGGUUGGGGAAACUUGUCACUCUACUGUAACAGCUGCAAAUAGGUUGGGAACAACCAAGCUAGGUUGGCAAGGGUGGCCAACUUGGAUGGAUUGGUUGGGAAGGGACAAAGGUCAAAGUUGAGGUUCCUAUAGGGAGGGAAUCUUUGUGCUUAUGGGGUUUCCUUGGUUGGGGACUCUCUUGGGACCUUCCCUCUCAUCCCUCUCUUCCUAUCCCAACCUUUCUCUUGCUCCUUCUAAUUCCUUGUGAGAUUCUUGAACUUUGAUUGAACCUUUGAGA
Molecule: messenger RNA, 4335 nt
Organism: Closterium sp. NIES-67
Lineage: Eukaryota; Viridiplantae; Streptophyta; Zygnematophyceae; Desmidiales; Closteriaceae
Source: the annotation of a GenBank genome assembly